AUGGCGCUGGCACCAUUCACAGGCGCUCAGCGGUUGCGAGAGCUGCUGAAAGAUCCAAAGCAUCUAGUAGUACUUCCCGGUGUCUUCGAUGGAUUGACGGCAAGGCUGGCGUUGGCUGCCAGCUUUGAAGGCCUCUAUAUGACUGGCGCCGGGACUUCCAUAUCAACGCUUGGAUGGGCAGACCUGGGAAUUGCUACACUUUCGGAUAUGAGGAGCAAUGUCGAGAUGAUAGCAUCUCUUAAUCCAUCAGUUCCCGUCGUGGCGGAUGCUGACACUGGAUACGGUGGCCCAAUCAUGGUUUCUCGGACGGUGACUCAAUACGCCAGGGCAGGUGUUGCAGCCUUGCACAUCGAGGACCAAGCACAGGAGAAACGAUGCGGACAUCUUCUCGGCAAGGUGAUAGUUGAUCGUGAGAUCUACUACAGUCGCCUCCGCGCAGCUGUGAAUGCUCGAAACCAGCUCAAAUCCGACAUGCUGAUCAUUGCGAGAACGGACGCUCGUCAAUCAUACGGGUUCGACGAGGCCGUGGAGAGGCUGAAAGCAGCUGUGGAAAUUGGCGUGGAUGUUCUUUUCUUCGAAGCCCUCGCAUCCAAGGAAGAGGCCCGCAAAGUCUGCCAGAUCUUUGGCGACACGCCUGUCCUGCUGAACAUGGUCCCUGGUGGUGUCACACCGAAUAUGACCGCUGCAGAGGCCCAAGAGGUCGGAUUCCGCAUCAUGAUCCUGCCGGGUGUCUGCAUUGGGCCGAUCAUCAAGAGUGUCCGCGGUGAACUUGAGCAUCUCAAACAGCAUGGAACGGUUUCGGAAGACAACGGCAGCGCUGGAGUGAAGGAGGCCUUCAACCUGGCUGGGCUGCAGGAAUGCAUAUCUCUGGACCAGCUUGCUGGCGGCAAAGCUUUUGAUACCGUCGGAAAGUGA
This is a messenger RNA of Zasmidium cellare ATCC 36951, 915 nucleotides long. RefSeq lists its product as uncharacterized. The transcript is spliced from 2 exons. The coding region runs from base 1 to 915 and encodes 304 amino acids. The record is from RefSeq and is a predicted model, not a curated record. Gene Ontology annotation, molecular function: catalytic activity. Lineage: Eukaryota; Fungi; Ascomycota; Dothideomycetes; Mycosphaerellales; Mycosphaerellaceae.